AUGGGAAAUUGCAUAAAGCCAUCAACAAAACAAAGGCAACUUGAAGAGGAAGACAUGGAGCAGUACGAUCAUCAAGAUUAUCAAGAGAGAGAAUUGGAGGCUGAGUGUGGGAAGGAAAGUAAUGAGAAGGGUAGUCUUAAGGUUAAGAUAGUGCUUACAAAGGAGGAGCUGGAGUGGUUGAUGUUUCAGCUGAAAUUUAAUGAAGGGAAGAAGCUAGAAGAUGUUCUGCAAGAGAUUGAAAGAGAAAGAGAAAGAGCGAAAGUUAAAUCUUGGAAACCUUCUUUGGAGAGCAUCUUGGAGAGCCCUGAAGGGCUCGAGAUGGAAAGAUUUUGA
Molecule: messenger RNA, 333 nt
Organism: Hevea brasiliensis (rubber tree)
Lineage: Eukaryota; Viridiplantae; Streptophyta; Magnoliopsida; Malpighiales; Euphorbiaceae
Exons: 1
Coding region: 1-333 (110 amino acids)
Source: RefSeq, a predicted model, not a curated record